Vigna radiata var. radiata (mung bean) is the source of this 571-nucleotide messenger RNA. Its product is annotated as cysteine-rich and transmembrane domain-containing protein WIH1. The coding region runs from base 147 to 398 and encodes 83 amino acids. NCBI's taxonomy places the organism in Eukaryota, Viridiplantae, Streptophyta, Magnoliopsida, Fabales, Fabaceae. The record is from RefSeq and is a predicted model, not a curated record. The transcript is spliced from 3 exons. Gene Ontology annotation, cellular component: plasma membrane.
GUUCAGGGAAAGAAACAAGAAACUUCCUCUUCCUCUCUUUAUAUACACACAAUAAGUCCUUUCUCUUCCCCGCAUAGCAAACUAUUCACUCCCCUUCCUUAUCGAUUGGUUUUCAUCAAGUCUCAUUUUCAAAAACAUUCAUCAACAUGAGCUAUUAUCACCAGCAACAGCCUCCAGUUGGGGUUCCUCCCCCACAAGGAUAUCCAGGAAAGGACCCUUAUCCCCCACCAGGCUACCCAGCUCAAGGUUACCCUCCUGCAGGCUACCCUCCACCAGGAUACCCUCCACAAGGCUAUCCUCCUCAGUACCAACAACCUCCUCCUAGGCAAGAAACCGGUUUUCUUGAAGGAUGUUUGGCCGCACUCUGUUGUUGCUGUUUACUUGAUGCUUGCUUUUAGGUCCUGAAGAGACAUGAUUGGUUGCUGAUGCGGUGUCAUCGUGGAAGGCAUAUUCUGAGUUCUCAUUUAUAUAUGUUCUUUUAAUUUAGCAUUAGAUUGGUGUCCAUGAUUACUGUAUUAAUGAUUACUGUAUUCAUACGUGUUAAUUAAUGAAUUCAUUUUUAGCAUAGUUA